UGCAGCCUGCGGCGUCGGGGCCGUGGCCUCCGUUUUCCGCGCGCCACUCGCUGGGUCCCUGCGCCCAGGGCGCACGGUGGAGACGGACGCGGAGGCGCCAUGGAGCCGGUGCCUUCUGCCCGUGCGGAGCUGCAGUUUUCGCUCCUCGCCAACGUCUCGGACGCCUUCCCUAGCGCCUUCCCCAGUGCGAGCGCCAAUGCGUCGGGGUCGCCGGGCGCCCGCAGUGCCUCGUCCCUCGCUCUGGCCAUCGCCAUCACCGCGCUCUACUCGGCUGUGUGCGCCGUGGGGCUGCUGGGCAACGUGCUCGUCAUGUUUGGAAUCGUCCGGUACACUAAGCUGAAGACGGCCACCAACAUCUACAUCUUCAAUCUGGCCUUGGCGGAUGCGCUGGCCACCAGCACACUGCCCUUCCAGAGCGCCAAGUACCUGAUGGAAACGUGGCCGUUCGGAGAGCUGCUGUGCAAGGCUGUGCUCUCCAUUGACUACUACAACAUGUUCACCAGCAUCUUCACGCUCACCAUGAUGAGCGUGGACCGCUACAUUGCGGUCUGCCAUCCCGUCAAGGCCUUGGACUUCCGGACACCAGCCAAGGCCAAGCUGAUCAACAUAUGCAUCUGGGUCUUGGCUUCAGGUGUUGGGGUCCCCAUCAUGGUCAUGGCAGUGACCCAACCCCGGGAUGGAGCAGUGGUAUGCACGCUCCAGUUCCCCAGCCCCAGCUGGUACUGGGACACUGUGACCAAGAUCUGCGUGUUCCUCUUCGCCUUCGUGGUGCCCAUUCUCAUCAUCACGGUGUGCUACGGCCUCAUGCUGCUGCGCCUGCGCAGCGUGCGCCUGCUGUCCGGCUCCAAGGAGAAGGACCGCAGCCUGCGGCGCAUCACGCGCAUGGUGCUGGUGGUGGUGGGCGCCUUCGUGGUGUGCUGGGCGCCCAUCCACAUCUUCGUCAUCGUCUGGACGCUGGUGGACAUCAAUCGGCGCGACCCACUUGUGGUGGCCGCGCUGCACUUGUGCAUUGCGCUGGGCUACGCCAACAGCAGCCUCAACCCGGUUCUCUACGCCUUCCUGGACGAGAACUUCAAGCGCUGCUUCCGCCAGCUCUGUCGCGCGCCCUGCGGCCGCCAAGAACCCGGCAGCCUUCGCCGUCCCCGCCAGGCCACCGCGCGUGAGCGUGUCACCGCCUGCACCCCCUCCGACGGCCCAGGCGGUGGCGCUGCCGCCUGAACUACCCGGCCCUCUGCUUAAACGCCCCUCCCAAGUGAUGCAGUGGCCACACCGAGCUCCCUGGGAGGCCAUGGCCACCAUUGGGACAGCUAGAAUAGGGCCUACACAGGGGGGAGGCCUCCCUUGAGGGCCGGGCCUGAGGAAUCAAAGGCUCCGGGUUGGAGGGGUGGGGGUUGGGAGGGCAGAGCUGG
Rattus rattus (black rat) is the source of this 1409-nucleotide messenger RNA. It is a transcript of the gene Oprd1, whose product is annotated as opioid receptor delta 1. Gene Ontology annotation, molecular function: G protein-coupled enkephalin receptor activity; neuropeptide binding. Gene Ontology annotation, biological process: neuropeptide signaling pathway; G protein-coupled opioid receptor signaling pathway. The transcript is spliced from 3 exons. Bases 100 to 1218 code for a protein of 372 amino acids. The record is from RefSeq and is a predicted model, not a curated record. Gene Ontology annotation, cellular component: neuron projection; membrane. NCBI's taxonomy places the organism in Eukaryota, Metazoa, Chordata, Mammalia, Rodentia, Muridae.